UCCACCCUCCAUUCCCCACAUCGCGUUCUCUAGAGCUACUAAAUUUCACUUCUCUUUUAACUCGCAAACACCUUCAAGUCAAAUGGCCGCCGCAGCUCCACCGCCGCCACCAUCCGAUGUUCCAGAACCACGCAUGGCACCACCGGAAACAACCCCGAUAGGCCACCCUGUGUUCACCAGGAUCCGCCUAGCCACCCCUUUGGACGUCCCUUUCAUCCACAAACUAAUCCACCAAAUGGCCGUCUUUGAAAAGCUGACCCACCUCUUCUCCGCCACGGAGUCAUCCCUCUCUUCCACCCUCUUCCUCUCCCCUCCUUUCCAGUCCUUCACGAUUUUCCUCCUCGAACUUUCCUCUUCCCCUAUUCCUCCACUCCUUUCCCCUUCCCCUUCUUUUACCCCCGUAGAGAAAACUUUCUACUUCGACCUGGCCUUGAACGACCCUGAAAAGGAUGCCUUUUCGGUUCAUUACGGGAGUGAUCAAGUUGUAAUCGCUGGGUUCGUUUUGUUCUUUCCCAACUACUCGACAUUUCUAGGGAAACCAGGGUUUUAUGUUGAGGAUUUGUUCGUCAGGGAAUGUUACCGGGGGAAAGGGUUUGGGAGAAUGUUGCUGUCGGCGGUGGCGAAACAGGCCGUGAAAAUGGGGUACGGGAGAGUUGAAUGGGUGGUCUUGGAUUGGAAUGUAAAUGCCAUCAAGUUUUAUGAACAAAUGGGUGCUCAAAUUUUGCCUGAAUGGAGGAUUUGCAGGCUUACCGGUGAUUCUCUUCAAGCUUACCAGAAUGCCAAUGUUUAGCUGUUUUAUGUGAGCUUUAAGAAAGUUAAAAAAGGGUUCCCCCCCCCCCCUUUAGUUGGAUUCUCAGUUAGCCAAAGACUGAAAUUUUAUCUUCAGAAGUUUCGUUUUUUUAAAUGAGAUUUGUAUUUUGCUUGUUUCAGAAGAUGAAAAAUGAUGGAUUUGUAUGUUA
Molecule: messenger RNA, 959 nt
Organism: Hibiscus syriacus
Lineage: Eukaryota; Viridiplantae; Streptophyta; Magnoliopsida; Malvales; Malvaceae
Product: probable acetyltransferase NATA1-like
Exons: 1
Coding region: 83-790 (235 amino acids)
Molecular function (GO): N-acetyltransferase activity
Source: RefSeq, a predicted model, not a curated record